Messenger RNA from Carcharodon carcharias (great white shark), 4853 nucleotides. It is a transcript of the gene c19h6orf136, whose product is annotated as chromosome 19 C6orf136 homolog. Bases 113 to 1681 code for a protein of 522 amino acids. The transcript has 7 exons. The record is from RefSeq and is a predicted model, not a curated record. NCBI's taxonomy places the organism in Eukaryota, Metazoa, Chordata, Chondrichthyes, Lamniformes, Lamnidae.
CUGCGCCUUCGCUUCUGGAAGCGUCUCCGGCGAGCGUCCGGCCCAUGCGCGGUACCAAAGGAUCCCGGUAUCCAAGGGCAUUGGAGUGAGUGGCAGUGGGUCGUAUACAUGCAUGGCAGGUGCAGUGAGCAGCAGGCAGAGUGCAGCCAGGGGCCUGGCAGCAUUUGGACUCGGGCAGCGGAGACUCUGCUGUGGGAAUCUGCCCAUGAUCCGUGGGAAUGACUGUUACUACUAUCCGACUAGGAGGCAGAGUCCCUUGCCUCGCUGCUGUAAACGGAGGUUGGAGCUGUGCCCCGGCAGGUUCUCUCGGCAGAUUAGUGGCGCAUCGCGGGCUACACAGUCUCCUGUUGACGUGCGGCACCAGACCAAAAGACGGCUAGGCGCAGCCAGACACACCGUGGUUGCUCACAGCCUUAACCUUGGGCUGGGCCACUUCCCGGAUCCCGAGCGGGCCCAGUAUGGUUUCUUGCAAGGCACCCACGGUCGGGUGUCACUCCCGAGUGACGUAGGCCUGCAGUCCCUCAUCUGUUUCCCAGACGAGAAGGUCAGUAUGCAGCUGAUCGUGAGUGGCCAGGGGAAGGAGCAGACUGCCCUGCUGGAGGUGCCAUGCUCCAGUUUGGUGCAUUUGCAGCACUUGGUGGCCUCCAGGAUAGAAAGUGUGCCGAGCGAGCUGGAGAGAUGGCUUGGUGCUGAACAAGCGAAUGCACCCCUGUUGUCCCAGCUUGAAGGCAUUUUGGAUUCGAUCACCACCGUUGACGGGCACAAUGCGGACGACAUUGUGGUAGAGCAUCGUGACUCCUCCGACCUUUGUGGGUUGCCGGUGAUGAGUGAAUUGGCAGUUGAGAGCACCCUGGAGUCACUGGCGGAGAAGCCUGAGGGAACCGGAGUGCUCCCUAUAAAUGGGCAGCUUCCCCAGUUGGAUGAAUCCCCAGAGACAACAGUGAGCCUUUGGGACAUGCACGAGGGACACCUGGACUCUUUCAGGUCAUUGUUUGACACUGAGUGCUGUCGAAUGCCAUACUACAUGGGUUUCGAGCACCCAACGAUGCCCCCGUCACAGCUCGGGGCAUUAGCUGCUUUUAGUGGAACCGGUAACCUUGCAAGUGCAGGCUGGCAGAAGAGGGAGCCCAGCAUGGAGGAGCAUCUCGCUGUCCUUUAUGAAAAGCUGAGAGUGGAGUUGCCAGAUUUCUUCCUGAAGUCUCACGAUUACAGGAUGUACUCUCGGAACGUGGAAUUCAUCAGCCAAUUUCCGCGGAUAAAGACACGGGGCCGUACCACCUAUCAGGCAAUCGUGACAUUGCUGCGAUUUAUUGCAUGGAAUUACUGUGCGGACAUUCACAUGGAGGUUAUGAAAAUGACGCAGCAUCCUGAAGACUGGACGAUCCAGGUGCGCUGGCGGGUUACAGGCCUCCCGCUCCAUGUCCUAAUGCUGAAAUUUUACAAGAAGGACAAGACAGAACUCUAUAGAACCUAUGAUGCAUAUUCCACGUUUUAUCUGGGACCCGAUGGACUUAUUCACCGGCACAAGGUCGAUAAGAUGAUGCCAACUCGACCCCCAUUCACCAAGGUGAAGACGCUGCUGGCCGGAGCUCUAGUCGCCCUCGGGAUGGAGGAACAUCGCCCAGCCUUGAACCUGCUGUUUGCCCAGUCGGCUGGCAAAGUGGGGGAGAAGCACUGCUGAGAUCGCCAAGGGGAGGGGGUUUGCACUCUCAGAAACACGCAGAGCUAGCCAUGCGUGCGUGUUGGCAAAAGCUGCACCUUCCACACCCAGGCUUCUCCCAUCAUCGCAUGUUUUAAUGCAGUUGGAGACCCCACCCAUACCUCCUCCCUUUGAACCACUUGUGCACUGUAUAUAAUGUGGUGAAGAGAAUGCAAAUCUGUGCAGCAUCAAGCUGCAAGGAGAGUAUGUACUGUCAAUGUGAGGAAUGUGUAAAGUAGUACCCUGUACGAUCACGUUAUUUUGUGUCUUAUAUUUUAAUUCCCGUCCUAAUAAUUGCAAACUCUAGUAGGGUAAGGCUUCAGUGGUUUGUUUUAUUUCUUUGUUGUUAGGAUGUACACCUUACUGUCCAGGUGACAGUAUCAAAGGAGGAGUUUUGUUCUGUUCCCCUGGCUGUUGCCUGGAAUGUGUCAGGGCCAAAAUACCUGGCCUUAAGGGAGUUCGCUCAUGAUUUUCCCUAGUCAUCUAAAUUCACGGAUGGGAGAAUUGAUGGGCUGCAAUACGAGCUGAAGGGAUGGAGAGACGCUGCAAUUCCCGCUCUUUGCAGUGCCCAUGUCCCUAAAUGCAGGAACAGAAAAACUUGCCCUAGCGUGUCCAAAUUCUGCUGAUAUCUCUUUCUGCUUCCUCCUCCCCCCUCCGCCAUUAGCCACUAGAGUCAGUGCUGCCUGAUGAUAAGAAUAGAAAAUCUAAUCCAAAGCAAAGCUAACAUACAGCGGAUGUUGGAAGUGCUCAGUGGAUCAGGCAGCAACUGUGGAGAGAACAACAGAUGUUUUGGGUCAUUGACCCUUCAUCAGAAAGGGGCAGCAUUUUCCUGUUCCUGGGGCUGUCUGAUCGCUUGGAACAAGGGAGGUUGUACUCAUGAUUCAUUAUCUGUUUACUGAUUUAAGGUCGCAGAUCUGAAACAUUACAUUUGUGUCUGUUGCUUGACCUGCAGAAUAUUUCCAUUUUUUCUUUACAUGCUCCGAACCACAAGACCGUUUUGUGAUGUUUUCAUUUAAGAACAAGAAAAGCACCCAAAUCCAUUUGCCAGUAAGGGCUGUAACUGGCAAUGAUCAUUGUUCAAUACAUUUUCCUAAGUUUUUUUUUAUUAAUGUUACUGAGUGGAUCAACUUGAUUUCAUUGUGGUUCCAGCCCUUGAACACACAAUCUAGACUUGACCCUGCAGCGUGAUGUGCAGAACAUUGCUCCAUCGGUGUUAGUUGCUGCCCUUUUAGAUGUGACAUUAAGUUGCUUGUCCUGGUCCAGGUGGAUGUUGAAAAUCCCACUGUAUUGUUUGAAGGAGACUGGGGAGUCUCCCUCGUGAUUUCUGGCCAACAUUCCUCUGCUAAUUGAAGAAGAUGAUUACUCAUUUAUAUUGUUGCUGUUUAUGGAAUCCCACUCUGUACAAAAUGCAGCUGUGUUAGGCUGCUUAGCACAAUCCUUGUAGCACUUCAGAACUGUUCUUUGUAUGUGAAAUGUAUUAAGUCAUUUGGGAAACCUUAUAAGAUGCCUUGCAAAUGCAAGCCUGCUUCGGCCUUCAAAUCUGCUCCAGGGACUUGAGCACAAGAUCUAGACUGAGACUGUCAGAACAAUAAUGAGGGGAUGCUGUAUUGUUGGAGGUGACAUUUUUCAAAUAAGAUGUUAAACUGAGGCCCGUCUGUCUUAUUGGAUAGACAUUAAAGGUCCACGGUAUCAUUUUGAAGAAAAGGGCGUUCUCCCUGGUGUCCUGAGGUAAUAUUUUUCCCCUGUCCGAUAUCACUAAAACAGAUUAUCUGGCUGUACUACCUUGCUUUUUGUGGGAACUUGAUGUGCACAAAAAAUUGGAAGCUGCAUUUCUCUAUAUUGCAAUGAUUGCACUUCAACGGUUUAAUUGAUAGUAAAGCACUUUGAGAUGUCUUGAGGACGUAAAUGCAGCUUUGUCUUCUAUUUCCCAGACAAACUGCAUCAAUUCCAUUUAACCUUGUCUCUUGGGGUUGUUGUAGAGAUUUAUCGAUCAGCUUUCUAAAGGGGAUUAGUUGUGUGUGUUCGUGCAGUGCUAUGGAGGACUAUAGAGAGAGAGAAUGGUGUAAUUGAAGCCUUUUAAAGUAGACACAGUUUAAUAUUAAUGACUGAUGGGGGAAUUUCCAGCAGAAGCAGAAGAGGCAGAAUCGGCAAAUGAGAUUGUUAUUGUCUGCAAGGUGCUUUGGCUGCUGUGUACCGUGGAGUAAUAUUGCAGUCCUGCCCAGUGAGCUAGCACCAUUUGACUGUGCUGUUUCGGCUGCAUUCGGAUCCAGUUCCUUGCCAAGGAAGAGGUAAAAUGCUAAUGAGAGGUGAAAAGCCCACACUGUCGGAUCCAAAAGAAUGCUGGAAAGCCACAGCAACCUGAUCAGUAUCCGAAAGACUCAAAACAUUUCGGGCCAUAACACUUCAGUCAGUUCUGUCAAAUCAGUUCUGAUGAUGGGCCUCAGUUGAAACCGUAACCUUGUCAUCAUCCAGUUAUCGAUUUGACUUGAUUCCGUGCACCAGAAAGUAAAGGCCUUGGCGCAGAAAAGAUUUGAGCUGAAAAUUGUUUUUUUUCCCUUUUGAAAGGAACAAGCAAGAUAUUUACCUUCUCCUUUUAAAGUGCCCCUGUCAAUUUGACAAAGGAAGGAAACUUUUGUCUCUUAAAGGAGUUUACCAACUAUAUAGAAGAAUGAUCCUAGUGUAUUACCUGAUGCUGACAAAAACCCAGAUGGCCUUAUUGGAGAGGAAAAUGGCCCAGUUUUAUCUCCUGAAGAUAUUGCCUGCUGGUUGUGUGGCUUUCAUCAUCUCACCAGAGUGAACCAGGCUGUGUUGGCAAUAUUCGAUGGGUUGGGGGAGGUGAAGGGAGGACCUAAUACCUGAGCCUACUUGAUGUGUUACUCAUUUUACAUUCUCUUCAUCUGGUGGCCACACAGCUGAGGUCUCCACCAGAGACCACUGGUUCGUGAAUGGGAGUGGUUGUUUUGGUUGAUUGUUGCUUUUUCCUCCUCAUGCACCCCCUUCCCCUGUUCAGCCCAGAAGCACUGAGGCCAAAUAUACUUCAUGUACUAACCCCGAUGAGAUCAGCCAAUAACAGCAAGAAUGAAGAUGAAUUGUAUUCUCCAAGUACUUGUCUACUGGACAAGAAUAGAUAAAUUGCAAAACAAAAACAAAAAUA